UCUCAGUUAAUUCCCUGCAAGCUGGAGGCAUGCAUCCUGCUCCAGCUCAGGCUGGGGCUGGAUGAGCGCCUGGGGAGCCUGUCUCUCAGCUCUGUCAUUUAUUAUUGCUGCCGCUGCCAUUAUGCCUGACAAAUGGGAGUUGCUGAGUAAUGUGCUGUUUGUGUGUAAAUAUCUGAGUGCUCGCAGCUGAGCUCACUCCUGCCACUUUGCAGGAAGCCAUCUCAGCACCUUUCCCCUGUGAAGACCCGGGAGUGCACAAGCAUCCUUCUGCAGAGACCUUCCCACCGCUGCCGGCAGCUCUAGCCUUCGCUCCCCGCUGCUUCCCUGCGAGCGUGAAGCCUCCAUCCUCUCCGGCUAUCGUGGCGGCCCUGCUGCUUUCCUGAGUAAAAUCCCAGAUCUGAGCAGCGAGGGUUGGACAAGCAGCCAGAAGAAUUGCCCAGACGUUUAUGAGAAAUUGGGGACGACCCAAGGACUCUGGAGUGGUGGAGAGAUGGCUAGCCCCGUCCGGUCAGCCUGCUGCGUGGUGCUCGCCGCAGUGGUGGUGGUGUACGCCCAGAGGCACAGCCAGGACAGCCACCCCCAGUACGAGCGAGUAGGUGCAGACGUGACCAUGAAGUGUGGCUCCAUGGACUGGGAUGCAGCCGUCACCUGGACAGUCAACGGCACCGACAUCGACGAGUCCCACCUGAACGGGUCCUACCUGAUCCUGAAGAAUGUCAACCUGUCACAGAGCGGCCAGUACUCCUGCUACGAGGGCUCCUCCUGGCACCUCAAAUACCAGACCUACCUGAGGGUGGGAACCCCCCCGAAGGAGCCAGUGCUGAUGUGCCGGUCCAACAACUACCCGAAGGGUUUCUACUGCAGCUGGCACCUGCCCACUCCUACCUACAUCCCCAACACCUUCAACAUCUCUGUCAUACACGGCACCAAAGACAUGGUCUGUGAGAAGGAUGCUAUGCCCAAAAACAGGUGUCACAUCAGAUACCUCCAGCUCUUCUCCACAGUGAAGUACAAGGUGACUCUGACAGUCACGAAUGCUCUGGGCAAAAACUUCACCACUCUCACCUUUGACGAGUUCGCCAUAGUAAAGCCAGACCCUCCGGAGAGUGUGGUGGCCAAACCUGUGCCAAAUAACCCUCGGAGACUGGAGGUGUCGUGGCAAAACCCCUCCUCGUGGCCUGACCCUGAGUCUUUCCCACUCAAGUUCUUCCUGCGGUAUCGGCCUCUCAUCCUGGACACGUGGCAGCAUGUCGAGCUGUCAGAUGGGACAUCACACACCAUCACGGACGCUUACGCUGGCAAGGAAUACAUCAUCCAGGUGGCAGCCAAAGACAACGACAUCGGCACGUGGAGUGACUGGAGUGUGGCUGUUCAUGCCACUCCCUGGACAGAGGAGCCCAAGCAUCUCACCACGGAGGCCCAGAUCACAGAGACAACGAGUGCUAGCACCUCCUCUUUCAUGGCACCACCCACCACCAAGAUCUGUGACAAGGGGGCCGUGGUGGGCAGUGGGGCCGUGGCAGUGUGUUGGACAGCUGGACUGGUCAUGGCUGCCUAUAGUGUCCUCUUUAUUUAAUCUCCAUCCUCCAUCCGCCGCAGCCCAGCGCAGCCGCCGCCCCAC
Ficedula albicollis (Collared flycatcher) is the source of this 1621-nucleotide messenger RNA. RefSeq names its product ciliary neurotrophic factor receptor (gene CNTFR). The record is from RefSeq and is a predicted model, not a curated record. Gene Ontology annotation, cellular component: external side of plasma membrane; ciliary neurotrophic factor receptor complex; CNTFR-CLCF1 complex. NCBI's taxonomy places the organism in Eukaryota, Metazoa, Chordata, Aves, Passeriformes, Muscicapidae. The transcript is spliced from 10 exons. Gene Ontology annotation, biological process: cytokine-mediated signaling pathway. Bases 491 to 1576 code for a protein of 361 amino acids. Gene Ontology annotation, molecular function: ciliary neurotrophic factor receptor activity; cytokine binding.